CGUCCCAGAAGAGCAGACGACGACAACGACCAGGGCGGAAAGGCCGGAGAUAGUGGGAAGUCCGGAGAUGGUACUACUUCAGGCUCCGGAGGCGCAUCAGGGUCCGGAGGAGGUGGGACUUCUAAAACGAAGAAUGCUAGCGGUCGCAAUUCCACCUCGGGUCCUACCACUGUUGGCGGUCUCACCCCUUUUGUAGGCGCGAUGAUCGGAAAGCAAGUGAAACAGCAAGUUAAGACUACCGACUUAAAAAGAGCACACUCAGUCUUCACAACCCUUGCUUCUUUGUAUUCGUGAGUGGUACAACAUUCAGCAGCAAGGGUCGUGUCGAGGAUGUUCAGGAGGAUACUUAUAUAUUGCGAAUAAUGAGGUGGUAGCUCUAAGCAGAGAAGAAACGCAUGGAACGAGGACGCUUUGCCUGUUGUAAACCCAUUUUUUGAUGAAGAACGACACGGAUCUGUAGGCGCCGACGAUUUUCUGGAAGAACAGUUCUCCUUUGAUUACAUGCACAGACACAAGACGGCCGUGGAGGUGUCUAUGGCUGCGACAGCACUAGUGCUUCUCAGCUUCGCCUGGCUCCAGUUUAUCCAUUGCGGUUUUUGUUAAGGCUCAUUAUUUAAUUCACUUCCAAAGGAGGUCAUUUCUCUUUGCUUCCUUAUACGGGGAAUCUAAAGAAAUGAAUUAAAGAACGCACCAAUUGCUUUGAGCUCUAAUUUUGCGCGUUCCCCUUGUGCAUUCUAGGACCGUACUUUCUUGUGCAGUACCUCUUGAUGCUGAGUUUUCGCGAGACGUUCUGGACGCAUUUUCAAAGUUGGAAUGCAGUUUCAGCUGGUGUUGCUGCUUUCCUACUAGAUUACAACAUUGUUUUCCUCCUUCCGAUGUACUUACCGGGUUACAACCGACAAAGCGACGUAUGGGAACCGACGCCGGCGGAAACGGGUCGAUUACUAGGCGGUCGCUCUCUCGGUGGCUCCCCUUUCGUCCCCCUACACACUGCGACGAGUUUAGUGGCCUUCUACCUGAUGUGUAUCGUGAUAUACAGAUUGCGCUUCGCGUACUUGAUCUACAUUUUCUGGCCUAACUACCUUGUCUUGUACUACAUGUACUAUCACGCCGCAAGCUUUUGGUGCGAUAUCUCGAAUAUAUCCAACAUGCCAGGUGGAAUGUUAGGGCUCAUCACGACAGUUCAUUUUGCUUUUCACCGUGGCUGUUUCCUCACCGUGGCUGUUUCCUCCUUAGCAGAGGCAUGAAGAGAAGAGGCAAAGGCAAAGGCAUGGAUUGUUGUUACAAAAUGAAUUGUUGUAAGGUUCUCCAAGCAGGUCAGCAUCAGAGCGAGAUGCCCAUGUCCGGGAUUUAGAGCGGAAAUUUGGGUACCCCGAUCCGGUCGCCGUUUUCUUCGCCUUGCCGAUACCACAUUUCAAAAUGGCAGCGUUUUUGUUUGUGCUGCUUUUCGUGUUAGCGUACUCCAGAGAAGUUUUGACGCGUAAGGACUUCCUACAAGCGAUUCAGCUGCGGAAAGAAAGGGAAUUGGGCGACUUCAUGAUCGAGAAUAUGUUGCCAACCAGCCUGGCCGAUGAGUUGAUUGUUAAGGCCUCCCCGAAUCCAUCUGCAGAAGCAUCGCGCAUAGCUGGAUGCCCCAAAAGGGCAAAACAGAUCAUCCGAGAUGGUGGAUAGGGGAGGUGAGCUCUAAGAUUGAGUCGUCUUCGAAAUUCAUUAUGCGGACGGAAAUCCUCUUCCAUCGGCAAGGCUAUAGGGCAAAAGUGUACGAAAAUGUCACGGUUUGCUACGCCUCUAUGGUCUCGCCAGACUGGGAAGAAGCGCUACCUGGAGUCUUGGUGUGCUGUUUGAAUCGGGUACUAGCAGCGUCUUGUGCGAACUAUCAAGUACCUUUUGAAUUUGAUCACUAGCUACAUGGAAAGCACUUGUAAGAAGACGGUGAUAUUGACGUUUGCCUACAGUUAUAGAUACAUUUCUCUAGAUGUUGACAGUUACCCUCAGGUAUUCACUCUCCUCGAUCGUCUUGUAGAAGCUCACGGCGUAGACCGGAUAAACACGAAUGGCUGCAGUUUUCUCGCUGCCACAGGAAUUCCGAAAAAACACGACUUUCAUGCGCAUGCAAUGGCUCGUUUCGCGCUUCAAGCAGUUUCUAGGAUAGAAGGCGCUCGAAUCGCACAUCCGGCGUUUUUCUCGGAUCCUUUCAGGAGUUUCCCUAUUCAAGGAGCACUUCUUUCGCCGUUUCAUCUGGCUAGCGGAUCUCCAAGUCCCUUUGUUACGAUCCGUGUCGGUAUGCACUCAGGCAAGGUGAUGGGCGGCGUGCUUAUGUCGCGGUCUAGGGUGGAAUAUAGCUUGUGGGGACAGGUAGUAACACUUCUGUGUUGUAUACUUUUUUUUCAAUGUUGGCACUUUUCUCUAUCAUUCAAUUAAUAAUAAUAAUUUUGUCUCUACGGCGGUCGCGAAUGACCAUAUCAUGGGCACACACAUGACAUCCAAUCACUUUUCUCCAUCAGGACGUUGUAUGGGCAGAGGCGAUUACCGAUGUUUCCAGAGCGGGUUGCAUAACGUGCAGUGCUCGAACAGCGCAGCUAAUCGAAGACGAUUUCGUCUUUGAAAGAGCCAAUUGCAUCCUCCCAGCGGAAACGAAUGUUAACAAUUCUUAUGGCUACUUUUCACCUUAUUCAUUCCCUAUAACCAUGGCUUUUCAAGUAUAGAAGUACAGUGCACACCCGUCACUAUAAUUGGCUGGGUAUAUCAUCAUCAUCAUCAUCAUCAUCAUCAAAUACUUCUUAUGCCGCGUUCUUUUUCUAACUCUCCAAUCCGAAUUGUCAGUCGUCUGGCGAGAAUGAGCUUGCUUCUGUUUUAAGAAGGCGGCACUCAGUGAUGACAACAAACUCGCUUGAUCAGCAGACCACUGGAUCGUUGCUGAGAACUGGUGGAACUGUAGGUGACCACACGCAACAACUUGUAAACGGUAGAAGUCCUAGUGGAGGAGAGGAACGGUUGCGAACUUCAACAGGACCUGCUUCCAUUCCACAACUACUACCUCAUGAUGCGACUGCGAACAACGCCUUUAGUUUUACGCCUUUAGAAAGAAGCUGCGUUCUGCAGCAAGACUGCUUGCAAUUGUAUGCGGUGCUGCGAGAAAAGCCUUGUGCCUUGGGGAAGACGUAUUGGAUGACAACAAACUACAGUAAGAAGGUCCGCAUUGAUCCCCUCGCCUUUGCGCUAGAGAAAGCCAGACUAGACCCUCUUUGGUCUACAGGGAAGUUGAAUAAGUGCUUGAAUACGUUUAUACGAGACAUCGAAAGGGAAGAGAUUGCAAUUUAUGGUGGAAAUUUCGAAGACCUGAUGGAGGAAGACGAGGAGGAGGAAGAAGAGGAUGACGACGAGGCAAGAAGGACUUCCUUAGAAGAAGACCAGUUGGGUAGUAGUUCUCGGACGCAUUCAAGGUCCGAUAGUCACAAUAGUAGCAGUUCUUUGACGAGCACUACAUCAUCGCACGACACGACCCAGGAGGAGGACUCACGAACGCGUACUUCGUCAUCAGAGCAGUCGCCAGAGAAUCCUAAAAAAGUACGGGAUGAUCACGAAGGCGAUGAAGAUCGCGACAACCAAGACACGACCUCUGCUGUGAAGACAGAGGGCCCAAGUCGGAAGAACAGCAAUGAUGAAGAUGAUGCUCAUGCUUUGAAAGAGGGACAACAACAUGAAGAUGCGAAGCAAGAGGAGAAGGAUUUUUGUACCGUUACAGUGGACGACGAGGACGAUGAGCCACCUGAGGAGUUUCCGAAGAUCGCGGGUGAUGAUCAUGAUAGCUCCUCCGAGUCAACCAGUAUGGACUCCCUAGUAGAUGUGCGCAGUCGAAGAAUUAGAGCCAAUUACAGUACACGUGCUAAGAGGCCACGGACGAGACGCAUUCCACCCUGUCCGCCUGGAGUUAUCAAGGUUCUGUGGCAGCAGUAUCACACCAAUUAAGGCAGCCCACAGUGAUUCGUCUUCACAGAAGAGUUUUUAUUCUUUGAACUUCCAGCAAAAUUCUCGUGUUUACAAAUGUUGGAAAAUAAGGCUUCUAGAACUUAGGCUUAUCCCAUGCAGCAAAAUAAGGCGUAUCUUCAGCAGACUCUAAAGCAACAACUACCAGCACAACGGAAGCUACAAUAAGGGACAUGGAAAUGGCAAAGAGAAAGACAACCACUCCUCUACCAAUAUUAACAAGGGACGAGGAGGGUCUAGAGUUUCAUCUUCUACGUAUUAUCAGUGGGGUGGCAGCGAAUCUUUGAAGCCUUGGUCUAGCCAUUACAGUGGCUAUAAUCUGAACAAGUAUAUGAAUGGGACGGCUAAAAACAAGCGCCCAGGUGGCAAUCUUGCUGGCAGAGUUAAGGCUUUACAGUCUAGUCAAAGACGUCAAAUCAUUUGUGACUGCAUCGAUCCAACAUCCCUGAAAGCUGCGAGUGUGGCUCCUGAGGAUUCUUGUUCUAGUAGAAAACGGAUCAAGGACGAUGCAGUUGAAAGAUGAGGUGCGGGGAGGGGAGGUCUAAUAGAGGAGAGCGACAGGAGCCUGGACAACUGAUGCAAUGGUUGUUGUUUGAAGAUAUUGUUACGCAGGAGGAAGAGGAGCGUGCGAAACGGAGGCGAGGACAACGUGUGAAUAUUCGUAGGAGAAGAAUUUAAGGCUUGCUUUCCGCAGAUUCAGCUUGAGAGGCAUCAUCUUUGACACGUUUCUUUCUAACAGGGAAAAACAAAAAGGUCGAGGAUGCUCCCCAAGCUGAAUAUAGGGAAUAGCCCUAAAGAAUGGAAUUUUCUUCGAGUACUAGCAGCAUCAGCACCAGUGGAAGCAGUGUCCGUGGUGGGACCUUUGACGGCGGCGGAGGCGGAGAAAAGAGAAGUGCCCGUUGUGCGACCUUUUCCUUUGAUGGAGGCGGAGGCGCCGGCCAUAAUUACAACACAAGCAACAAUGCUCGUAGAGAUGAGGGUCGAGGUCUUAGCACAGUAGGUGAGAACGCAUCUUCAGCGAAGGGAAAGGGGUGCAGGAAUACAACAAGAGAUGACCUCCGCUGCGAUGAUAACGAUAAAAUCAUCUUCAAUGUUGCUGGCGGUAAAGAUGGCAGCAGCGACGCAGAUGGUAAAGAUGUUCGACAAGAGGAUGAUAGCAUAAGGACCGUGGUGACCAGGACUGCCCCUGCCCCAUCGAGGCAGAAAAGUUCCGAAUACUCGCCUAGCAAGCGGACCAGAGAGCUGUAUCUACGAGAUGUUGUUGCACAAGAUGAAGUCGACGCUAGUCCAGAGGAGCGCCGCCAGGAGGAGCGCCGCCAGGAGGAGGUCCGUGCGGAACAAGACUCGUUGACAAUCGAAGUCACGCCUCACGCGAAUCACGCGAUGUCGGUGAGCGUUCGAGGACAUGUUCAUGACCCAUUGGGGAAACGCCGUCACAGUCGAGCAGACCAGGAUGACUUUGGGAGAUCCCAUCAGCAGCGAGGAGGUGGAGGCAACAAUCCUGAAGAGGACGACUACUCGGAGGGUUGUGAGCCUGCUCAGAGAGGUCUUGCUAAGACACUAUCCUGCGCAAGCAAUAUCACAUUUGCAGAAAUUUCAUCAGCUUUCACGGAUAAAAAAUAAGCGUGUCAGACGUGGUGACCGCAAUGGAUGUCACUUUUGUAACGCAUUUCACUUACAAUAUAUUUUACUAGGGUGGACAACACUUGCAAGAGUCAAGUUGUUUACUCAGUACAGUUGAUCACUUACACUUUUUACAUUUCACUUACAGUUUCUACACUUCACUUACAGUCACAGGUUUUUCACGUCACUUACAGUUUCUACAGUUCACUUACAAUUUCUACAUUUGUUCACUUACAAUUUCUACAUUUCACUUACAGUUUCUACAGUUCACUCACUUACAUUUUCUGUAUUUUGCUUAAGAAAGAUGCGCACAUAUCACUUACAAUUUCGGUCAUGCAGCCCGUUAAGAGAUAGAGCGCGUUAGAGAUUGCGAACAUCCUAAUCCUACAUUUCAUCUAAUACAACAACAUCCGGUCAAAGGCAAGCUCGAACGUCAAAGUUUUUUUUCCCAUUGAAGUAAAGCGUGGUGCCGCGGUAUGCUUUUUUUGAAGCAGAGAGAGAAGAGAGAGAGAGAGACCGUUGAUAGACAGCAGAUGACCCCCCAUGUGAAGCAAGCCAUGGCUACACUGGAAGCUUUGAGGGAGUUCGAGUUGUUUGAAUGAGAGAUUCUUUUUUUCAGAAAACUGAAAACUCCACGCUGCCGAGUGUCUAAAAGGACUUCAACAGUUUGAAUUGCAGAUUCUUUUUUUUUGUAACAAAAAGCGAU
Molecule: messenger RNA, 6316 nt
Organism: Amoebophrya sp. A25
Lineage: Eukaryota; Dinophyceae; Syndiniales; Amoebophryaceae
Source: the annotation of a GenBank genome assembly